Messenger RNA from Saccostrea echinata, 1047 nucleotides. Its product is annotated as putative nuclease HARBI1. NCBI's taxonomy places the organism in Eukaryota, Metazoa, Mollusca, Bivalvia, Ostreida, Ostreidae. The transcript has 4 exons. The record is from RefSeq and is a predicted model, not a curated record. Bases 1 to 1047 code for a protein of 348 amino acids.
AUGGCUGCCAUGAUCCAACGUCGACGUCGAAGGAGACAGAAUCUGCUUGUUUUGAGGCGACCACGAGUAUUUCGUGACCUAAGCAAUCCUUUGGAGAGUCUAGAGGAGGAAGAGUUUUUUCAGAGAUAUCGUUUUUCUCCGGGUAGCAUACUUUAUAUUGUAAAUGGUGUCAGUGACGAUCUUCAAGCAGAUACUGCCAGGAACCGACCCAUUCCUCCACUGAUCCAGGUUCUACUGUUUCUCCGUUUCGUGGCUACAGGGGCACACUUACGACUUAUUGGAGACAGUCUUAACGUUUCAGAAUGUACGACUGGAAGGGUUGUUAAAGCAGUAACGAGGGCCAUCAUUGAAGUUUUUAAUAAUCUGAUAAAAUUUCCUGUAGGUGAAAUAGCGACCAAAGUCAAGGAAGGAUUCAGAAGAGUUGCAGGUUUUCCCAAAGUUUUGGGUUGUAUUGAUGGAACCCAGAUAAGAAUUCAAACUCCAUCACUGAAUGAACCUGAUUAUGUGAACAGGAAGGGAUUCCAUAGCCUCAAUGUUCAGAUGGUAUGUAGUCCCACUUUCAAGGUGACUUCACUUUGUGCCAGGUGGCCUGGAUCAUGUCACGAUUCGAGAAUUUGGAGAAAUUCACACCUUUACCAACAAUUUGAAAAUGGGUUACAUGAUGGGAUUCUGCUUGGGGAUUCUGGGUACCCCCUUACAAGACACCUCAUGACACCCUAUUUAGCACCCGCGACGCAGUCUGAGGAGAGGUAUAAUGCCAGUCUAUGCCAGACCCGUGUCUUGAUUGAACAGACCUUUGGCAUCAUGAAGAGGAGAUUCCAAGCUCUCCAAAUCGGGUUCAGGGUAUCCCCAGACCAAGCAGUACAGCUCAUUACAGCUUGUGUAAUACUCCAUAAUCUAGGAAUUGACAGAGGAGAUAUUUGUGUGCAGCAGAAUUUAACAAACAUUGAUGUUGCCGCCUGCAUCCAGCAAAAUAUUCAGGAACCUGGACAAGUCCGCAACGAUGGGGUAUUAAAGAGAGCGGCAAUUACACAAGGAUUUUUCUAA